This is a messenger RNA of Drosophila miranda, 1542 nucleotides long. RefSeq lists its product as uncharacterized. The record is from RefSeq and is a predicted model, not a curated record. The transcript is spliced from 2 exons. NCBI's taxonomy places the organism in Eukaryota, Metazoa, Arthropoda, Insecta, Diptera, Drosophilidae. The coding region runs from base 108 to 944 and encodes 278 amino acids. Gene Ontology annotation, molecular function: DNA binding.
UGCAGCACUGUUUUGUGCGUGACUGAAUGUCGUGACAUGCGUGCUUUGCUUGUAUUUGUGUAAAUUUUAUUAUUUAGGAUUGUUUUGUUGUGAAUCCAACUUCUGCAAUGCACGUCGAGAAGAAAUCGGAGCUCCGGAGCCUCCUCAAGUCGGGCGACAAGCGUUGUAAAUUGGUUGAGCCAAGGAAUACAAAGAGCUGCGUCUGGAGGUUUUUCAACUUGGUCUCCUGCGACGACAAAAUAGAGCCGUACGCCUGCUUUAAAACCUGCGGAGAUCUGCUAUCCUAUAGUGGAAAGACAGGCACUGGAAGCUUACUCCGGCACAGGUGCUUGCACUCAAACUCAAAUAACGAGAAAACUGUGCGAAUAACUAAGGCCAAGCAACUGCGGGAGCCUUUGCAUGUGGCCAAGCCGAAGAUUGAAAGGCAGUCCACAUCGUUUGUCGCCGAGACCGGCGCACUCCCGCAGAAGUGGGAGGAGUAUGAGCAAAAUGAUGGGAUCAGCGAGGACAUCAAGGACAUUAUCUACAACGAAGAUCCGCUCUGCUACAGUCCCAUACACGUUAUGGAGGAGGAGGUCGCCCUCGAGUCUGGUGAAAAGGUCACCGUGCUAAACCCCAGCGGCCAUAGCCGCGCCACCAUCAGCAGUGGUCCAGUCGUGGCCACUGUGGUGGCCUCGAACACCAACACGGCCAACGCGGCCAAACAGCUGAAGAACAACCUGGAGACAUCCAUCGACCGCCUGACCACGGUCAGCGAGCAACUGAGCUACAUCAUUCAGCAGAGCCACGAGGAACAUAGUAAGGACGACGACUACUACUUCGCCCUGAGCCUUGUGCCCAGCAUGCGCCAGAUGUCGCUGAGCCGCAAGCUAUAUGUGCGCACCAAGAUCCAGGAGGUUAUCUUCGAGACAAGCGAGGAGGCCACCUCCGGCAAGGACGAAUGAAUAGAUUAAGUAUAAGCUACCAAGAAGUCGAAGAAACGAAAGCAACCAAACAGCAACAGAGACAGCUGUUUGAAUGGGUUCUUUCUCGUUUAGGUUUUGGUUAGCUGAAUUUAAUCGAUUAGGCUAAGUUUAUGACUAUGUAUUCUGUACAUCCACUUAAUCAUCUAUUCUUUUAGCAUUAAUGUAAAAAUUGUAUUCACGAUAGGAAUAAACAUCCAAAUAAAUAUCUGGCAGAGAAACGCAAAAGAGCGAUAUGGUAGAAAAAGUACAGUACAUCUUCAAUAUGUAUGACGUUUAUUUUAAAUAAAUUUUAUUUAAAUAACUUGUUAAGAUUUACAAAACAGAGAGCGUAGCUAGAUUAGAAUUAUAAUUAUUAUUUCUUUGUAUUAUAUUAUAAUUUAAAAAUCGAUUUGCGGCUAAGGUCUGUCUAUGCCUAUUCUUAUAAAUAUGCAUAUGGAUUCGAUUCCUCUCGCUUUGUCCCACUGAUUUCGUCAGUGCUCUUGUGUAGAUCUAGAUCUAGAUCUAGACGUACAAGCAUACAAUACAUUAUAAUACAGAUUGCAAUAAAAUUCCUACAAAUCAGUUAAUAAAAAAUAAA